CCUCAAGGUUGUGAGCCGACAUUUUGGUUUCUAUUGUUAUUGGUUUUUUGUUUUAUAUAAAGGCUCUGAACGUUAACAUUUUAUUUCUGUCUAAAUUUCGUCCCUUAAUCUACUUUCCAGGAUUUGUUUGGGGUGAAUAUCAGGCUUUCGUCAAACAUUAAACACUAGAUUCACAUCAUAAAAUGGCAUCGGGUAUUGCUAGGUCAAAGCUGAUGAAUUUCGCUUUCAGGUGCCAAUGGAACCCUGUGUCACUCAUAUAUCGUUCUGAGUGUUCCUCCGCAAAAUUUAGUCUUUCUGAUUACAAGUCUUUUAAGUUAGAUUCCACGCCAGCAAAUGAAACUGAAUGCAGUCGUGAUGAUGCACUUAGAUACCUCGAAAGUCUUCACCGUAUUCGUAGAAUGGAAACGGCACUAGGUAACAUGUAUAAAGAAAAGCUCAUUCGCGGUUUCUGUCAUCUAUACUCGGGUCAGGAAGCAGUUGCAGUUGGUAUUGAGGCUGCUUUACAGCCAGGCGAUACAAUUAUCACUGCUUAUCGCUGCCACGGCUUUACAAUGACUCGCGGUGUUCCUGUCCAUAAUAUAGUUGCAGAACUCGCAGGAAGGAGGACUGGAUGCACAAAAGGGUUAGGGGGCAGUAUGCAUCUUUACGCAAAAGAUUUCUAUGGUGGUAAUGGCAUCGUUGGAGCUCAGGUUCCUUUAGGUGUCGGAAUAGCAUUACGUAUGAAACAUCGUGGGGAAAAGUUUGUCUCUGUAACUCUUUAUGGAGAUGGUGCGGCUAACCAGGGACAGGUGUUUGAAGCCUUCAAUAUAGCGAAGUUAUGGAAUCUUCCUGUGAUUUUUAUUUGUGAAAACAAUAAAUAUGGUAUGGGUACAUCUGUGCAGCGUUCAUCAGCAAAUACUAAUUACUACACUCGUGGAGAUUACAUUCCUGGAUUGUGGGUUGAUGGUAUGGAUAUACUUACUGUUAGAGAAGCCACACGUUUCGCUGCUGAUUGGUGUCGUUCUGACAAAGGACCAAUACUGUUAGAAACAGAGACUUAUCGUUACCAUGGUCAUAGUAUGAGCGACCCAGGCACUAGUUAUCGUACACGUGAAGAAGUUCAGUCGAUGAGGCGUGGACGAGAUCCUAUCGCUUUAUUUCAGAAGAGCAUUGUGGACAAUGGGCUAUGUACACAGGAUGAAGUUAAGGAGAUCGAAAAAAGGGUUCGAACUGAAGUAGAUAAAGAAGUAGAAAGGGCGAUGAGCGACUCAGAACCACCACUAGAGAUGAUGUUUGGAAAUAUUUACCAUGGGAUACCUCCAAACUACAAGAUUCGAGGUUGUGAUUUGAAAACUUGGGGUUCACCAUUUGUCACUAAGUAGCGAGAUAGCUUUACGUGUUCUGAAGUUUGAAAAAGCUGGUCAGCAUAUAUUAUUUAAUUUAUUAGUCAGGCUUUUAGUAUUUUCUAAGGUACGAAGAAUCACAAAUAUUUAAUCCCUUCAUGAUACAGCCUGUAUACGUAUGAAUAAUUUUGUAAUUUAUAUCGUCUGAAAUAAAAUCUUAUACUAUAAUAAUGA
Schistosoma curassoni is the source of this 1556-nucleotide messenger RNA. The record is from the annotation of a GenBank genome assembly. Lineage: Eukaryota; Metazoa; Platyhelminthes; Trematoda; Strigeidida; Schistosomatidae.